AUGUUGAGAGGAAUCCAUGCCAGUUUUUACGACUUGCCAGAAAAUCAAUUUUCAAACCCAACCGUCAAUUCCCCCCAAAACGACAGCGUUAGUGAUGCCAUUUACAGCUCCGAUGAAUUCCGCAUGUACGCAUACAAGAUCAAGAGGUGCACCGGGACCCGCAGCCACGACUGGACCGAAUGUCCUUUCGCCCACCGCGGGGAGAAGGCCCAGCGACGGGACCCGCGCAAGGUCUACUACAUGGCCAUCGCGUGCCCUGCCUUCCGCGAAGGCUCGUGUCACAGGGGGGACACGUGCGAGUUCGCACACGGCGUGUUCGAGUACUGGCUCCACCCGGCAAGGUAUCGCACGCGCGCUUGCAAUGCGAAUCGUCUUUGUCAACGCAAAGUCUGUUUUUUCGCUCACACUGCUGAGCAGCUCCGGCCCGAGACCAAAUACAAGUGUCAUUUCACUUACCGGCCCCGAAUGAACCUGAACAUCGGGGACCCAGAAGGUUCGGGGAUGCGAUCUGUGGGUGUAGAUGGCGCCAGUACUUCAUCGCCUGGACCAGUGUCGCCAAUGAGGGUGUUGAGGAAGGAGGAAUGUUUGGAAGAGAAGGUCACAGACUUUUUGAGGAGUUUGAGUGGGCUGAAGAUUAGGGAUGAUGAUGGAAUGGAGAACCCAAAUGGUGGGAUUAAGGGGCCGGAAUCGGAUUUGCAAAAGCCAAAUAUCGAUUGGAUUUCAGAGUUGGUGAAAGAAAUGGAUCGAUCGCAGUGA
Messenger RNA from Tripterygium wilfordii, 756 nucleotides. Its product is annotated as zinc finger CCCH domain-containing protein 54-like. The transcript has a single exon. NCBI's taxonomy places the organism in Eukaryota, Viridiplantae, Streptophyta, Magnoliopsida, Celastrales, Celastraceae. The record is from RefSeq and is a predicted model, not a curated record. Gene Ontology annotation, molecular function: metal ion binding. The coding region runs from base 1 to 756 and encodes 251 amino acids.